Messenger RNA from Saccostrea cuccullata (small rock oyster), 790 nucleotides. RefSeq names its product U3 small nucleolar RNA-associated protein 15 homolog. Gene Ontology annotation, cellular component: nucleolus. Bases 19 to 768 code for a protein of 249 amino acids. The transcript is spliced from 7 exons. The record is from RefSeq and is a predicted model, not a curated record. NCBI's taxonomy places the organism in Eukaryota, Metazoa, Mollusca, Bivalvia, Ostreida, Ostreidae. Gene Ontology annotation, molecular function: protein binding. Gene Ontology annotation, biological process: rRNA processing; positive regulation of transcription by RNA polymerase I.
UCUGUAUUUAAUUAUUUUAUGAAGCACAUCAAGAUUUUUGAUAUCAGUACGUUCAAAGUAGUCCAUACCUUAGAUAUGCCGGGUACGGUUCUCAGUGCUGCAGUAUCGCCCGAUGAUGAUUUGCUGGUAGUUGGAAUGGCGGAAGGAUUGCUGUCAAUUCAAAAAAGGAAAGCUCCAAGAGAACCAAAAAUAAAAAUCAAACCAACCUACCGCUACAACCCGGCAGGAAAGACGUACCAUCCACAAAAGAGCGACUUUGUUGUUCUACACAAGCGAAAGGAACAGCUUGCAAGAUAUGACAAAUAUUUCAAGAAAUUUGAAUUUACAAAAGCUUUAGAUGCUGCAAUGAAGAAUGGCGUAUGUUUAAGGUCGCCAGAAAUUACAGUACGAGUUUUACAGGAAUUAAUGAAAAAAGGUGCCAUUAAGGCAGCACUAGCAUGUCGUAGUGAUCUGUCUGUAGGGUAUAUCAUCCAGUUUAUAAAGAGAAAUAUAAGUAAGCCAUCUUUUCAACCAAUAUUGUUAGAUGUUGCAAACUUAUUAUUAGAUUUAUACGCAGACCAAGUGGGACAAAGCCCCGUGAUGGACUGUCAGUUGACAGAACUUAGAGACACUGUUGAACAGGAAGUGAAUUAUAUGACGGAACUCAGUGAAGUCAUGGGCAUGCUCGAUACAGUGUUUGCCGCAGCUGCCAUGAAAACAAACAUUACAUCAUCAGAAUCUGUGCCUUUAAUAACGCCCUCUGCUGGGGCACAAGCAGCCAACAUUUAGGAAUAAAAAAUUAUAAAUAAAA